AUGAUGGCAAAAAUACCCGAAGAUCUACGCCUUAUACUCAGCCGUCAAUUCUGUGGCGACAAUUGGAAUUUAGAUGAGCUAUUAAAGGCCUUUAAGACCGAACUAGAGGCCCGAGAAAGAUGCGCGUCUUCGAGUGUGGGAACAUCAAGCCGUCCUAAUCAAGUACACUCAUCGCUGCUAAAAUGGAAGGGAGAAGAAGCUGAAGGGAAUCCAAUAGCGGCAGCUUUGGCGUCAUUUGAUCGAAAGAUAAAUUCCACUUAUUGUCACAAGUCACAUCCCUCUGUACGUUAUAACGUUAUCACCGACGUGAAGGCUAGAGAAUCCUUGCUUCUCAAACAAGGGAGGUGUUUUAUUUGUCUCAAGAAAUCACACAUUGCACGUGAUUACCAAAGC
Porites lobata is the source of this 393-nucleotide messenger RNA. Lineage: Eukaryota; Metazoa; Cnidaria; Anthozoa; Scleractinia; Poritidae. The record is from the annotation of a GenBank genome assembly.